GCAUUAUGGAAUUUAUUAUAUCAUGGACCUAAGAGAAAAAGAUUUUAAAAUUUAUGGGCAACAAUAACUUUAUCUGCAAACAUGGAAAGUUUUUGGGAGAGUAAUUGUUAUAUUAGUUAAUGGUAGACAAGAUUCUUAAAUGAUUGAGAAAAAGAAAUGAAUAAAAAAUUUUUUUGGAAAUAAAAAUCCAAAAUUCGUGCAGAGCCCACAUGAUCUAUAAAAGAAACACGUGACCAAAAGGGUAUAGAGUCGACUCCAACAAAAGCACCUCCCAAAACGUUCAAACAGUGGCCAAUCAAACAACAUAAACCCUUAACCAUGAGAACUACGAUUGGUUGGCUUCGAACCUACCAUUUGAGCUCGUUAACUAUAAAUUGGUACAAAUAAUAAUAACGAAAGUCAGUUUAGUCGACGCGGUGACGACGACGCCGAUUUUCAACAACGUGAUUUCUAUCAAUUAAAUUUAAAAAAAGAAUUUUGAUUUUUUUUUGAGAAAUGGAUGGUCCCUUUGAAGACGGUUUUAUUGAUUAUUCAAACCAACCUUUACCAUCAUUAAAUAGUACGUUACUUCAAAAUAAAGUGGGAAAUCAAGAAAAUUUGCACUCGAUUCAAGUUAUGUUGGGAUUGCAACAACACAACGAUAUGUUUUCGGGAAUGGGGAGUCCGUUGGAAUACAAAGGUUCCCCACAAAAUAAAUUGGACGGCUCUCCGACGAUGUCGCACCAACACCACCAGGAGUUGAUGUACCACCAACCGCAAAUGGAAACCGUUCAAAACGGAAAUGGAAAAAGGAAAAACGAAGACGUCGUUUUGUUGCAAAGUCAAAAUUUAUCAUCCAGCGAAAUUGGAACUAGUGCCGGAAAUGUUGGAACAACGACAACUUCCCAAAAGAAAAACGAUAAGAAGAAAGGUGAUAAUAAUGGGGUUAAGAAAAAGAAAACUAGAACAACAUUUACGGCAUUUCAAUUAGAAGAAUUAGAACGUGCUUUCGAAAGAGCACCAUACCCAGACGUUUUUGCUCGCGAAGAGCUCGCCUUAAAACUCAAUUUGAGCGAAUCUCGCGUUCAAGUUUGGUUCCAAAACAGGCGCGCAAAAUGGCGCAAACGCGAACCACCCCGAAAAACAGGUUACAUAACAUCAAACUCGCCCAGUUCGACAAUUUCCACAAAUUUCAACAAUCAAAUCAACACGUUUCCGCAAUCCACGAAUUUAAACGCAACGCCACCUGUCGAUUCGUGGACGUAUCAAUCGUCGUACGCCGAUUUGACACAUCUCAAUAUAUUGAAUACGGCGCCAUCUGGUUAUCAGAGUUUUGGAUCGCCGCAAAAUGGGUAUUCUUAUAUGUUGAAUGCGCACGAUAGUCAGUUGUUCGCGGCCCCGCCGCCGCCACCACCACCGUCGAUGCGAGAGUAUCCGAAUCAAAGUCCACCGUUGGCGCGGGAAUAUUCAAUGCUUUCGGGACAUUCGCCGGAAACGGAUGAUGGAAAAAUUGAGUAUGUUAGCCAUACUCUAGGGAAUUCCCCGGAACGAUAUGCUAAUUUAUCACCGAAAUACGAAGUUAAUUUAUUACAGGAGGUGAAGGGGGAGUUUUCCGAUGGAAGGUUAAAAGAACAAGUUAAAAUAGAGGGAGGGUCAAAUCAAACGUAUGUUGCUUUACCGCCGUUUUUAAAUUAAUAAUAAUAUAUAUAUAUAUAGGUAUGUAUUAUCAAAAAAAACACAUUUUUUUUCGAGUCUGAGCAAAAAGAUCAAUAAAAAAAAACAAAAAUAGACCUUGUUACAAAUGUAAAUGUGAAGAAAUUAGGGUUAUAGUGUCAAUGCCAAAGAUAUAAAGUUAGAUUCGUUUUUUUUUUUUAUUUUGAGUUGGUCGCUCUAAAAUAUUUUCUUUUCUUCUUUUGGCUCUAUCAAAAUUAA
This is a messenger RNA of Onthophagus taurus, 1911 nucleotides long. RefSeq names its product reversed polarity (gene repo). NCBI's taxonomy places the organism in Eukaryota, Metazoa, Arthropoda, Insecta, Coleoptera, Scarabaeidae. Gene Ontology annotation, molecular function: RNA polymerase II cis-regulatory region sequence-specific DNA binding; DNA-binding transcription factor activity, RNA polymerase II-specific. The record is from RefSeq and is a predicted model, not a curated record. Gene Ontology annotation, biological process: positive regulation of transcription by RNA polymerase II.